Coprinopsis cinerea okayama7#130 is the source of this 519-nucleotide messenger RNA. RefSeq lists its product as hypothetical. Bases 1 to 519 code for a protein of 172 amino acids. The transcript has 2 exons. The record is from RefSeq and is a predicted model, not a curated record. NCBI's taxonomy places the organism in Eukaryota, Fungi, Basidiomycota, Agaricomycetes, Agaricales, Psathyrellaceae.
AUGUUCGUCAAGGCUCAAGCAUUGAAGCAAUUCAACCUUGUCACUGUCUUUCUUACCACGAUGACCACCGAUGCCUCCGCCUGGUUCGAUGACACGGGCAGGCCAUGUCCACCACCGCCGUUGCCAGUGUGUCUUAGAGAGCCACCGCUCUGGACCGCAAAUCCCUACAAGAUAACUCCGAAGGCCUUUGCUAUCCCCCUAAUGUAUGCCGAUAUGAUUCUCUUCGUCGAAAAACAUCUACCAGAUGAUAAAUCUGAUGACCACGAGAAACAGGACAUCUUCCUCGCCCGAUACUACGAGUUCUUCCCACCAGAGCUAGAUCGCCUUGCCUUUCUCAUUGUCCCUUUGAAGGGGCAGAAUGGUGGACGCGUUUUAUGGGAGCCAAUUGGCCUAGUCGUCGGUACCAACCUCAGCGAGGAGGACAUGGAGCAGGCUAGGAACGAGGACUUGAUCAAGCAAGCCCAGGAGAUCCUCGGCGUCAAGACCUGCCCUGCAUGGUACCGCUUUACGGACCCUUAA